AACUUGCUUUUAUACAGAUCGAAGGCCAUUUCGACUUACAAAGAACUUGGCGUUGAAGAGCUCCAGUGGCCUGCUGAAGAUGAAAGAGAGUUGAGCCAGGAAAUCAUUCGAGUAAACCCACUAAAUCGUCACUCAAUUUUGCAGGUAAAUACACAGUUCAUGAAUAAAUAUCUUCAUAAUAUGAACUCUUUUGAUUAUUUCAAGCUAUUUUAUAGCGAUAUUUUUGGCAAUGCUGCGAGGAAAAUUACCAUUUCCCGCCAUUCAAUGGACCUCCUUCGGUGAUGAUCUGCUACAUGAUUGUCUAUUCACUCCUUUCUUUGAAUGGAACGCUGCUUAUUGUUUAUUAAUAAGCGGACAAUUUCAUUGUCAUGAAAUAGAAUCGGGCGUACUUUUACCAAGGCGUAAAAAGAGCAGCGAACGGAGUUACAGAGCAUACCAGCUCUCUCCAGGUCAAAUAUUAAUCAUGCGACUUGUCUCCCGCCAACUCGUAGAAUAAUGAACAAAGUUAACCACAAAUUAAAAAAAAAACCUUUUAUGCACAAAGCCAGAAAUACAGCUGAAAUUUUAAUAUAGUGAGUGGGCAAUUCCUUGAAAAUGAAUUUUAUUUAUUUAUUUAUUAUAGGUAUUUGUUUGUUAAGCUUGUUUAUUCUUUUACAAAUUAUAGAAUGAGGGCCUCUUAAGAGAGGUUAUGUAUGUGCCUAAUCUGAAUUUCAAAACCUGUUGAUUUGCAUAUUGGGGAGGAAGCCAUGUUGUUGUUGGUAUUCACUAUUGUAUGCGCGGUUUUUUCUGUCAAUGUCCCAGUUUCAACCUAGCCUGGGUGAAAGUCCCCUUCCCCCAAAUCCCCUACACCUUUUGACGCCUGCUACGAAGGCUAGUUCCAACUCAUCUCUGUGUUAAGCAAGGCUUGCCGUGCUACACGACAGUAGCACAACUUGGUUUCAAACGUGGCAAUACUGCCAUGCUAAAGUCGAAUUUAAUUUGAUCAAUUCAGUUUGGCACAGCAGUAGCACAACAUCAUAUGAGAUUCCCAGGAGCAUAGCGUCCAUAUACGCCCAUACACCUAUGAGUACAGCUAAAAUCUGGACAAUAUACACCUUUUAUUUCCUGAAAGUAUUUCUAUCAUUAAAACACAAUGACUGAUGACUUUUUCGCCUUAAAUUGGCGUCUUUGCCCAUCUGAAGGGUAGACCUCUCGCCCUUGCAGCCUUACCCACUGAUAACACAAGGGAUAGGUAAAAUAAACAACUAACCACUGCAUUUUCCUUUCUAUUUAUUGCCGAGACCCUAAAUUUGAACAUUUUCUGAGGAAGCAUGCUGCCAUGCACCCCCUAGUUUGAACUGCCUUCGGCAUCCUUCUCAUUUCUUCCCAUGUGUACACCUUCAAAAUCUCAUGCUAAGUCCUUGAUCCCCCCUAGGAAUUCUUUGACUGUGUAUUAAUUUUGUGCAACAUUCAUCAUUUCCUUCAUUAGGCUCCCAGUCACAAGUUUGUUGUGAGUCACUUGGGUAGGACGUCAUCUUUAGUAGCAAAAUUAACAUCUACUGGUCAGCCAUCUCACAGAGGCAGUUGGAAAAGUGGUUCAGUCAGGGAAGGAUGUAAUGAUUGUUCACAGAACAGACAAGAAAAUAUCACGGCAAUCCAAAGUUAUAAGCCUACCACAAGUAAGAAUUGACCUGCAUGACUAAUAGUAACACCAAAGAGCCCUGGGUGGAGGGCCAUUAUGAAAAUUACCCCGGUUCUGCAACCAGUAAUAAUGUCUCUGCUCUCAUUAAAUAAAGAUUCUUCUUCUUCUUCGUCAUCAUCACUAUCACUAUCAUCAUCAGUAUUAUCAUACUUUUCAUUACCUUCAUCAUCAUCAUCAUCAUCACAUCAGUCUUAUAAUUUUUUAAACAUCAUUUAUCUUUUUCUCAUUACAUUUCCUUCCCUCUGACAUUCAUGGUGGUUUUCUCUGUUUUCUUUGAAGAUUACUGGAUAUCACUCUCAGAUGAAAUUAUAUUGGCAAUCUUCCAACUCUUGCCAAAGAAAACAAUAGUCAAGUGUGCACGUGUUUGUAAGCACUGGCAUAGAUUAGCGUAAGUAGUGUCGUGUUUUCAAUAACCACUCUACUCAAACCAGCUGCCUGCUUCAAAAUUGAGCCGCUUGCCUCUAAAUAUGCUUUUCGUCAGCUGUCAGGGCUGUCACUAUAGGCCAAAGGCUGGGGAUUUGUCCCAGUUACUAAAUUGCAAUUGUAAUAAAUUUGUUUACCCACGGAGCACUUAGGAGUUCAUGAGAACUCGUUGAAACAUGUCCGUGGAUUCCAGAUCGAAUUGGAGUUUGGAGUUGCUGGUUUUGAAUGAGAGGGGAAAACUGGAGUACCCAGAGAAAAACCUCUCGAAGCAAAGGAGAGAACCAACAACAAACUCAACCCAGAUAUGGCAUCGACACCAGGAUUCCAUGCUGCACCACAUGAGUGGGAGGCGAGUGCUAUCACCACUGCGCCACCCUUGACUCCAGGAUACAAAAGGAAAACAGAACAAAAAGAUCUUCCUACAUGAAAAAGCUGUUCAAUUCCCAUUUAAUCCUUUAAGCCCCAAUAUCCACAUACAAAUUCUCUAAACUGAUCUCCAUACAUUUCCUUACAGGAUUGGUUCAAAGAAUUCGAUAAACAAACAAGGCAUUUUCUCCUUGGUGAUCGUUUUAUUACUUCUCAUAACCUAAUCUCUUGACAAUGUAUGGAUGUCAUGUCAGGAGAAAAUUGAUUUUGGUCACUCCCUUAGUCACUCUUCGGGCACUUUCCUUUUGUCAGAUCUGACCAGCCAGGCCUUUCCUGUGGUAAUGAGAAUUUCACUUUUAAACAACGCUAUCCAGUCAGAUCAGUCAUAUCCUAAAUAGCAUGCACAAAGGAAAUCAUUUUUUAUCAAAAACUUUUGGAGACAACUUUGCUUUCUAAUAAUAAGUUAUGAGCACAGGCUUGGUGUAACAGCUACUCCCAUUAGCUUUUUUCUCUGAUAUUGGCUUGUUGGCUGUUUUAUUCAUACAGGUAACUGUAUAUUUUGAUUAGUGGUAACCAUGACAUGAAAACCACCGUCAGUACAUAUUUUUGUCUUAUGAAACAAAUCUUGCUGCGGGUUGUUGAUGUGAAAUCAUGAUAUUUUUUUUCUUUAGAUAUGAUGAAAGUCUUUGGAGAUGUGUAGAUAUGACAAAGGCUAACCUACCUUCAGGACUGUUAGGAAAAGUUUUGAAACGUGGCACUAGAGUAUUGCGCUUAGCUCAAGCAAAGGUGNGUAAUGAGAAUUUCACUUUUAAACAACGCUAUCCAGUCAGAUCAGUCAUAUCCUAAAUAGCAUGCACAAAGGAAAUCAUUUUUUAUCAAAAACUUUUGGAGACAACUUUGCUUUCUAAUAAUAAGUUAUGAGCACAGGCUUGGUGUAACAGCUACUCCCAUUAGCUUUUUUCUCUGAUAUUGGCUUGUUGGCUGUUUUAUUCAUACAGGUAACUGUAUAUUUUGAUUAGUGGUAACCAUGACAUGAAAACCACCGUCAGUACAUAUUUUUGUCUUAUGAAACAAAUCUUGCUGCGGGUUGUUGAUGUGAAAUCAUGAUAUUUUUUUUCUUUAGAUAUGAUGAAAGUCUUUGGAGAUGUGUAGAUAUGACAAAGGCUAACCUACCUUCAGGACUGUUAGGAAAAGUUUUGAAACGUGGCACUAGAGUAUUGCGCUUAGCUCAAGCAAAGGUGUGCUUUUGUUAUUCAUCUUUGAGGAAAAACCUUUAAAAAAAAUAGAAAGGACAAGGGAAAAAAGAACACUACAAGGAACUACAAUUUUUUUCAAGGGGAAAGUAAGCCAGAUUAACUAUUCACAAAAGCACAGAACUUCUAUUAAAUAGGUUUUUUUGUGUUCUUCUCAAAUCUUAUGCUCAUGUCCUAAACGUUUUUACACCCAAAGUGCUUGUAACGUACAGCUGUAAAGCAACUCAUUCUUAAAUUUAAAUUUGUUUUACCAGUAUCAUUUACCAGGUACCUUUUCACUUGCUCACAGUGGACAUAAAUUUAUUUGUUGUACAGCAUUCAGGUUGUGGGGAUGGCGCAAAAAGAUGUGAGCAGGAAAAACAGCUAGGGGAGGGGUAGGUGGUGAGAGCAAAGGAAUGACAUUCCUCCGUGCUCCCUCUCCACUCUAUCUCCUUAUUUUUUGUCCUGCUCUCUGACUUUGCCGCACUCCACUAUCUGAACGCCUAGUACAUGUACACUCUAACUUGCAGGUCAUUCACUAAUUUCAGGUUGCAUCACCAUUAUAUCAUGAUGAUAAUUCAUCAUUUCCAGACAUAGUUCCUUUAUCACCAGAAUCUCCCAGGUAAAGCAGGAAGUAUUUCUUUGUAAAAAGUCAUUUAAAUAAUUGUGCUCACAAUUCAAAGUGAUAUAGUUAGGCAUAUUUUUAUUGGUCUAUAGAUCUUCACAAACAAACGCAUAGUCAAGCUGUCGCUUUGUGAACACCAUACUAUUACAGACACCCUGAUUAUAAGGACAGGCACUUAAAUCCCCAGUAAAAGUUACUGACUUUCAACUAAAACUAACUCUCAUUUUUGAGGACUCUUGCCGUAAGACUUACAGACUCUUUGUAAAGUUCCAUAAAAGCAAUUUCCUUGUUCUUGCUCUCACUACAACUUACUAUCAUCUAAUGCCUUCAGUGCCAACAUUGAGAACCAAAUUUCAUCCACCUUUUACUGACCUAUCCGCAUUAUUUUGUUGGGAUGUUGGGAUGUACAUUGCACAUCAAUCAAAAUAAUUUACUUUACAAGUUAGUGCAUAAUCUUCUUUAAUGCAAAUGGUUUUUAAAAAAAUUUAAUUUCCUUCACUCCCUCUGCUAUUGCUCUCACUAUAAAAGACACUAACUCACAGUGCCAAGGGUGUUUGCAGUAAAAGGAGCUGAAUGCAUGUAUUUAAUAACUUAACUGUAGUUAAAAUUUCUUUUUUUAAGUAACUCCAUGUUCAGCUUGAGGUACUUGGAUGCUACGUGCUGUUCCUUUGAAAAUGACACACUUUUCUCCCUGAUCAUGGUAAGUCAUGAAAAUUCUAAUGCUAUGGCUGACAGUUAAAAUAAUUUUCCAUUGUUUUUAACCUCCUAUAAACUACUUGACACAUAGUCUAAUCUCUAUGUUUGUUGCAUGAACUAUACUACUUUAACUUCAAGUAAAGGAAGACCUUUUUGCGGCAACAUGGAACUACACAUAGUGCAACUCAAAAAUUGCCUGCAAUAAAUCAUCUUUGAAAGUAGAUGAGUCUGGACUUCUUCUCAGAAGAGACCCCCUGUGGCAUGAAUCCUACAAAAUUAAUGAUUACCGCCCAUAAGUGACCACUUUAAGUUUUUGCAUUUUGGGUGGUUGAUUUUGUGAGGUUUGACUGUAUUAAUUUUAUGUUUUCUUACAUGUUACUCUUCAUUGGAAUUUCAGCACUCAAAGCAGUUAACACAUCUUAGUUUGGAGUCAUGUGCCAUCUCUGUAAGAGUACUAAAGUGAGUCCACUGAAUUAUACAGGAUUAAAUGUAAUAAUAAUUAAACUGAAUGUAUCUUCUUUUUAAAUUUAUAAAAAUAAUUCCUAUAUUGACACUGUGAUGUAAUGACGGUAGCAGAAGGAAAGAGUUACUAUUUUAAAUAAAUUUAUUGUUUUUUUUUUCAGAGCAAUCAGUGAAUUUCGCAACCUGACAGUUCUGAAUCUUGCCAUGUGCACUGGUUUAACGGUCACAGGAAUGUGCUCAUUAGUAAAGUCUGGUGGAAAAAAUUCCAGGUAAUUUCAUAAAACUACAAAACACAAUUCACUUUUGAACCCAUGUGUUUUCUAACCUCUUGACAAAAUGAUUUAUUCCAUUUGCCUGGUUUCCUGUAUUUUGUGAUUAUUAACUCCAAACCCUCAAAGUCACAAUGAUCACACCAAGCUUGACAAAAUCCCCAAAUCUAGUGAUUAUUGGUCCAAUAGUGAAGACACAGCCAUUUACAAAGUUGAAAAGUUAAAAUGAAAUGUACAGCUGGAAAACUUGCAUAGCUCUCCAUACAACAUCUGAAAAUAAAAUGCAGUUGUUUUUCUAGGACUAAGUGUGUCGUCCUAAUAAUAUUGCUCUCUGUACCACGGUCAACAUAAUUACAUGUACCAUCCAAACUCAUAAAACAAACUUACACAGUUCUCAUGUACAUACAUGAGCAUAAAGUUAAUUUCAGUUUUCUGUGGGAACAAUAAUAAUUAUUAAUAUUAGGAAUCACAUGGGAUAUUAUAAUUAUUGAUAGCUGAAAUCCCUGAAUGCUUUCAAGUAUAUUUUUAUUAAUUUUUUUUUUCAUUUCAGACUAAAGGAACUAAAUCUAGCCUGGACAAAUCUCUCCAAGGCAACAAUCUUACAUGUCAUUAAAAAUCUGCCAAAGCUUCAACAACUUAAUCUGAGUGGAUGCAGGGACACACUCACUGAUGACUGUAAGUCUAACCAUGGACUUGUUUAUCAUUAA
Molecule: messenger RNA, 6461 nt
Organism: Porites evermanni
Lineage: Eukaryota; Metazoa; Cnidaria; Anthozoa; Scleractinia; Poritidae
Source: the annotation of a GenBank genome assembly